AAAUUCAGUGGAGAAAUAUCAUGGAAAAUUCAAGGUUUUAAGUGUGCCUUACAAAAUAUUUCGAACUCAUAGGAACUUCAAAUUUGUAUUUUAAUUUUUCAUUUACUCUUUUUUAUCUGGAUAUUAAAAUGCUCAAUAUAUCCAGGAGCCUAAGGCGUCGUCGUGCUAUGGAAGGAGUGGUAGGUGACCCUGCGUCCAAGCCACCUAUAUCCUGCACUCUGGCCAAGAAGGAACAAUCCAUAGAGGCGAUGGAAAAACUCAUGGCCAAAAACCUUAUGGCCGAAGCCUUUCACAAGGCUCGCAUCACAUUGGACAAGAAGGGAAAACCCUUGGUGGAGCACUUCUUUCGCCAUUGCAUCGUGAAGAAGCGCUUCAAGGUGCUCGCCGAGCUCUGCCUGAGUGAUUACGAGGAGCAGAUGGUUCUCCAUCUACUGCAGCAGUACGGCUCUCCCGAAACGGAUACCGUGCAACUCAUCCUGCUCCUGCAAAAAAACAAAUAUAUUGAGGCUGUCAAUUUCAUAGAAUAUGUGACGGCUCAACGCCGGGGAACUAACGAUACUUUAAACAGAAUUAUGUCAGUGUAUCGCUCCUCAAUGCCAGCGGUGACACGGAGCGUAGCCGAUACCUAUUUCCGGAUUAAUAGCAAUCUGAGCAUGGAUUCGUAUACCGAUAAAAUUUUUCCUCUUAGCUGCCAAAUGGCCCAGCAGAAUCCCAGUGAUAUCCCGAGCUUUCUCUUUAGUUCUCUGUGGACAGAGAAUUUCCAGGAUCCAAAGCGACUCCACCGUAAUCUUCCCUUUUUGCGAACCCUUCAGCAAGGUUCCUCGGAACUGGAGCAACGCUAUCGCACAGUGUGUCCUGUGCUCUUAGGAGAACGGCAAACCGACAAGGAGGAACGUGAUAAGGAGCCAUCGAGUCAGUGCAACCGCAUCCUCCGUUUGGAAGGCAAUGGGGGAAAGGAUGCGGAGACAGAAACUGACGAGAUAAUCGUAGGGAUCGAGGAGGUAGCAAAACCAAGCAGUUUAAGCCUUCAGGAUGGGCUAACUAUUCCCUUGUCCAAAGAGGGAGUCCAGGAAGUGUCAGUGGGAUUGAAAAAAUUAGAGAUCAGGGUUCGUCGCUCUGUGAAAUGCCAACAUAAUGGUCCUGCCAUUCGCACUAUGCGUUUGCGAAGUGACGAUAGAAAAGAAGCGCCUCCAGUUACCUCACGAAAGCGACGCCUCCAGAAGCACAAUCCUGUCCUAGAGACGAUCAUGGAAGAGGGUUCCUCGGACGCACGAUCGAUGACGAGCGUUUCCAUGACCCCAGAUCCAGAGAUGCCCAUUAAGGGAAUACUAUCAUUAUCAUCAUCCCCGUCCGUAGUCGAGCGCUCCACUCCACUAAGGCGCUCUACAAGAAAUAGCUCUAAGGAUACAUUGCCAGCUGUGCCUUCGAUUCCGUUCGACUUGAAGCAACCGCAACUUGGUUGUACCACCAAACGUCAGAGAUCCGAACUGAAUGACACCAACUCUAGCCAAAACCGUGAAUUGCGUCCACGUCGGCAAACCGACUCGAUCAAUCCCAGUUCCCUAGCUUCGGUCACUCCCAGUAAGGGAAGCAUUGAGGACCAGUUGCCGCCUAAAAAGCGCAUACGAGCGAAGAAGUAGUAGAGAUCCUGCUUUUAAUCAUUACAUAAUAUAGUGUUGUCUUAAUUUUAA
Drosophila serrata is the source of this 1691-nucleotide messenger RNA. RefSeq lists its product as uncharacterized. The record is from RefSeq and is a predicted model, not a curated record. Lineage: Eukaryota; Metazoa; Arthropoda; Insecta; Diptera; Drosophilidae.